AUGGUAUCCCAGGCGCUGCAGCUGCUCCGGCAGGGCGUGUGGGCCGCGCUCACGGGGGGCUGGUACCACGACCCCGAGCAGAGCAAGUUCACCAACAGCUGCCACCUCUACCUGUGGCUAUUUCUGCUGCUUCUGCCCCUGGCCCUGCACCUGGCUUUUCCUCCCAAUGCGAUCACUGUAUUUUUUUACUGCAGUUCAGUGACUAUAUUCUUCACAGUAAUCAAAUUGGUUAGUUAUCGCCUACACCUCAUGUUUGAUAAAGGAGAAGUAAUUCAACAGAGGCCCCCCAGAAAGAAAGAGAAGCCACAUAAAGACAAAGAGGCCAACAGUGAACAUAUAACUAAUCACAAACAUCCAAGCAAUAACAGACAGAUUAACAAUGGCAAAAAGGAAGAGGCCAAUUGCAACCUCACGACGCCUCCUCUCCACUGCGGCUCCCGAGGACAAAGCAUAAACUCUCAUCACUCUUCCGGGCUAUUGGAGUUGGCAGCACAGGAAACAGUGGAAGACCUCAGAGGCGUCAUUCUCUCAGAAGACCAACCUGUAGCACCCGUGUCAUCUACCUCACCAUGUGUCAGAAGGGAAAACUUGCCAGUUUCCAAAGUGUACAUGCCAGAAACCAUGGCCACAUCAGCAAUACCAACGAAGCCAGUUACCACAGAAACUCUACUCAGUAAUAAAGUGAAGGGAAGAGGAGGCAAGGUGCAGCCCCCUUUCCGCCACCGAUCAGAGGGCAGGCUAGAAGACAAAGAUGCCUUGACAAAGUUGCCGCACCUGUCUUUGUCUCAGUAUGACUUACUAGAAACAGACGUUUCUUUCCAUCCCUGUGGGAGUGAGAACUCAGUCCUGAUUCCAGAACCUACACAUCAUCCCAAGGGCUCCAUCAGGGAACAGCUGCAAAGCAAGUCUCCUCAGGACAGACUGAGCAGCAGCUGCCCUCAGUGUAACACAGUCAUUACCAGACAGGUGGAGGAGCUGCUGGACACUUCCUGCCAGGUGGAUCCUCCCUUGGAUGAGGAAGUUAACUACUCCGAUAGUGAGGUAGCUGUUACCCUGAUUGACACUUCUCAACCUGGUGACCCGCUGAGCUUGCAUGAGCCGAUUAAGAUUGUCAUCACAAUGAGCAGUACACCAAACUCCAUGACAGACUUGGAAAGUUCUCUCCACCUGAAGGUGAUUAGCACAGAGAGAAAUGCUCCAAAGUUAGAUGCUGAGCCAGCUACCCAAGGGGUAGCCAGUCCUCCAAACGGCGAGCAGAUGCGAAUUCCUGUCAUCACCCUCGAGCUUUCUGAAGAUGGGCAAGGAGGCACUAUUUGUCCUGAAGGCAAUGGGAGCGAAAGGACACCAGAGAGACUGAUGGUGGAGGAGUCCUCCAAUCAGUGCUCUGGCUACGAAUCUGGGGAGGGAGGUAAUGCCACAAAAGACUAUAGUCCUUCCCCAAGGGAUCACUGUGAAGCAACCCCCCUACUCACACCCAAUAUGGCCUCCGAAUCUGUGGGGGGAAGGGAAGGCCAGGCUAACCUUGACCCUUCGUCUUGUAGAAACAGCCAAGAAAAGAGACAUGCCCGGGUCCUCAGUGUGGACAGUGGGACCGAUGUCUUCUUGAGUAAGAGUGCCGCAGAAGUUACUAACGAUAAAGAGAAAACAAUGCCAACUUCCAAAUCUGACUUGGAGGCUAAGGAGGGACAAAUACCGAAUGAAUCCAACUUCCUAGAAUUUGUCUCCCUGUUGGAAUCAAUUAAUACUUCCAAGGUAGUGGCAGCCAAUCAGUCGAAUGGCUCAACAGAGCACAACAAAGAAAGCAGGCUUCUUGGAGAUAUCUGUUCCCAGGAGAAAAAGGAGGAAAUCCUGGAAAGUGAAAAGCCCAGUGGACACAAUUCCAGACAAGGAAAACUGGAUGUGCAAAGUCAAGACCACACUAACACGAGCCCUGUGUUCACUGAACCUGCCAAGAUUACGGCCCUUUUCCAGGGCAAUAGACAAAGACAAAUAAUCUACAGGGUAACUUCUCAACAAGAUAGUUCCGUCUUGCAAGUCGUCAGUGGGCCUGAAACAUCUGUGCAAGAUGAGAUAUCUGUGGAUGCUAUGCAUGUCUUCAUUGAUGAACACGGGGAAAUUAGAUCCUGUUAUUUAAAAUCUGGAAAUCAGAAAGAAGGACCUUUGCAACAUCAGCCGUCAAAUUAUGACUGGUUUUCGAAUACUCGAGAGGUACAGAGCAGCUCCUCCAGCACCACAACCUCUGAGAGCCAAGAUCCCUCUUCUGGGGACCCUGCAGUCAGUGCCCUCCAACAACAGCUGUUACUAAUGGUGGCUCGGAGGACCCAGUCAGAAACCCCACGGCAUCGGAGUCAGGACCUGGAAGACUCGUCAUGCUCUUCGACACAAGGAAAAUUUAACCGAGAGCAGUUUUACAAGUUAAUCAUUUUUCCUGGCAAGUGGAUUAAAGUCUGGUAUGAUCGACUCACCUUGUUGGCAUUACUGGAUCGAACUGAAGACAUCAAGGAAAAUGUGCUGGCUGUUUUACUUAUUGUCCUAGUUUCCCUCCUCGGAUUUCUGACAUUGAACCAAGGCUUUUGCAAAGAUAUGUGGAUUCUUCUCUUCUGCCUGGUCAUGGCCAGCUGCCAAUAUUCCCUCCUGAAGAGCGUUCAGCCUGACCCUGCCUCGCCAAUCCAUGGACACAACCAAAUCAUAACAUAUAGCAGACCAAUCUAUUUUUGCUUGCUGUGUGGCCUUAUUUUGCUUCUUGACACAGGGGCCAAAGCCAGGCACCCUCCUACUUAUGCUGUCUAUGGCCUGAAACUCUUCUCUCCAGGGUCCCUGCAAUCAACUAGGGACCAUUUAAUAGCGUUUUUAUAUUGCUUCCCUGCAAUUUCCCUCCUUGGGCUUUUUCCGCAGAUCAACACUUUCUGCGUUUAUCUUUUGGAACAAAUUGACAUGCUGUUUUUUGGAGGUUCUGCGGUGUCCGGGAUGCUGUCAGCCGUGUAUGGCGUGGCCCGGAGCUGUGCAGCCGCCGCGGCUCUCCACGCGCUCUGCUUCAGCGCCGUGAAGGAGCCAUGGAGUACGCAGCACAUCCCGGCACUGUUUUCGGCCUUCUGCGGCCUCUUGGUUGCCCUUUCCUACCACCUGAGCAGGCAGAGCAGCGACCCAUCAGUGCUGAUGUCCUUUAUUCAAUGCAAAUUAUUUCCUAAAUUUUUACAUCAGAGUUUGGACGAGUUGGCGGAAGACCCUCUCCCAAAGAAGAUGAAAGACUCUGUGAAGGAUGCCUUACAGUCGGAUCUCAUUGUCUGCUCGGUCGUUGCUGUCCUCUCGUUUGCAGUCAGUGCCAGCACUGUAUUCCUCUCCUUACGCCCAUUUCUCAGCAUCGUGCUGUUCGUCCUAGCUGGCACCGUGGGGUUCCUAGCACAUUACCUACUCCCUCAACUCCGCAAACAUCAUCCCUGGAUGUGGAUUUCACACCCCAUUCUUAAAAACAGGGAGUAUCAGCAACGUGAAGUGACAGAUAUCGCCCAUUUAAUGUGGUUUGAAAGACUCUAUGUUUGGCUUCAGUGUUUUGAAAAAUAUAUCUUAUACCCAGCAAUAAUUCUGAAUGCCCUCACUAUUGAUGCAUUUGCAAUAAGCAAUUACCGGAGACUUGGUACCCAUUGGAACAUUUUCCUGAUGAUCAUUGCGGGCAUGAAGCUGCUGCGGACCUCUUUCUGCAAUCCAGUCCAUCAGUUUGUCACCUUGAGCUUCACUGUCAUCUUUUUCCACUUUGACUACAAAGAUAUUUCUGAGAGUUUCUUACUGGAUUUCUUCAUGAUGUCCAUUUUAUUUAGCAAGCUUGGAGACCUGCUUCACAAGUUACAGUUCAUCAUGACAUAUGUGGCUCCUUGGCAGAUGGCUUGGGGUUCUUCAUUUCAUGUGUUUGCUCAGCUGUUCGCAAUCCCUCAUUCUGCAAUGCUUUUCUUUCAAACGAUUGCCACCUCAAUCUUUUCUGCUCCAUUAAGCCCAUUUCUUGGGAGUGUCAUCUUCAUCACAUCAUAUGUCAGGCCAGUCAAAUUCUGGGAGAAAAACUACAAUACAAGGCGAGUGGAUAAUUCCAACACAAGACUGGCUGUCCAAAUUGAAAAGGAUCCAGGGGCUGAUGACAAUAAUCUCAACUCCAUCUUUUAUGAACAUUUGACAAGGGCGCUCCAGGAGUCCCUCUGUGGGGACUUAGUUCUUGGUCGUUGGGGUAACUACAGUUCUGGCGAUUGCUUUAUUUUGGCUUCAGAUUACCUCAAUGCCUUUGUUCACCUGAUUGAAAUUGGAAACGGCCUUGUCACCUUUCAACUUCGAGGAUUGGAAUUCCGAGGAACAUACUGCCAGCAGCGAGAGGUGGAAGCCAUCAUGGAGGGUGACGAGGACGAUAGAGGCUGCUGCUGCUGUAAGCCUGGCCACUUGCCCCACCUGUUGUCCUGCAAUGCUGCAUUUAACCUCCGUUGGCUCACAUGGGAAAUCACCAGGACGCAGUACAUCUUGGAGGGCUACAGCAUCAUAGACAACAAUGCAGCCACCAUGCUGCAGGUCUUUGAUCUCCGAAGGAUCCUCAUCCGGUACUACAUCAAGAGUAUAAUAUACUAUAUGGUCACUUCCCCCAAACUCCUCUCCUGGAUCAAAAACGAGUCACUUCUGAAGUCCCUGCAGCCUUUUGCCAAAUGGCAUUACAUUGAGCGUGACCUCGCAAUGUUCAGCAUUAACGUUGACGAUGACUACGUGCCGUGUCUUCAGGGUAUCACCAGGGCUAGCUACUGCAACGUUUACCUAGAAUGGAUCCAGUACUGUGCACGGAAGCAACAAGAGCCUUCGAAGACUCUGGACAGUGAUGAGGACUCUCCUUUGGUGACUCUUUCCUUUGCUCUGUGCAUCCUGGGGAGAAGAGCUCUGGGAACUGCAGCUCACAAUAUGGCUCUCAGCCUGGACUCUUUUCUGUAUGGUCUUCACGCCCUCUUCAAAGGUGACUUUAGGAUAACAGCCCGGGAUGAGUGGGUCUUUGCUGACAUGGACCUACUGCACAAAGUUCUCGCUCCAGCUAUCAGGAUGUCACUGAAGCUUCACCAGGACCAAUUCACCUGCCCUGAUGAGUAUGAAGACCCCGUGGUCCUCUACGAGGCCAUCCAGUCCUUUGAGAGAAAAGUGGUGAUCUGCCACGAGGGUGACCCAGCCUGGAGGAGCGCAGUGCUGUCCAACAGGGAGGAGCUCCUCACCCUGCGGCACGUGGUGGAUGAGGGCACCGACGAGUACAAGGUCAUCAUGCUCCACAAAAGCUUCCUGAGCUUCAAGGUCAUCAAGGUCAAUAAAGAAUGUGUCCGCGGACUCUGGGCUGGGCAGCAGCAGGAGCUCAUAUUCCUUCGCAACCGCAACCCAGAGCGCGGCAGCAUCCAGAACAACAAGCAGGUCCUGCGGAACCUGAUCAACUCCUCCUGCGACCAGCCCCUGGGCUACCCCAUGUACGUUUCCCCCCUCACCACAUCCCACCUCGGGACGCACAGGCAGCUGAAGGACGUCUGGGGCGGGCCUGUCAGCUUGGACAGAAUUCAGACGUGGUUCCGCACCAAGUGGCUAAGAAUGCGGAAGGACUGCCACGCGGGCCAGCACAGCGGUGGCAACAUUGAGGACGUGGAUGGAGGAGGGGCACCAUCCACAGGCCACACCACAAGUGGAGAGAGCCAGGAGAGCAGUGCAGAGCCACCCAGGAAAGAUGGGCACCGCGAUGGGGUCCCAAUGGCAGGCAGGAAGAAAGGCAGGAGCCAGUCUGUCCAGGCACAUGAGGCUUUGAGCCAAAGACCGCCCAUCUUGAGUUUGUCGGGCCCCAUCCUGGACAGCCACCAGCCCUUCAUCCAGAAGUCCACAUCAGUCCAUGAGUUGGCCCCAAGGCUAUCCAGUAGCCAGCUUUCCUUACAUAACUCGGCUGUGUCCCUGCACUCUCAGCCGCCACCCGCAACCACCACAGGCCACCUGAGCGUCCGUGAGAGGGCCGAGGCACUGAUCAGAUCCAGCUUGGGCUCAUCCACCAGCUCCACCCUGAGCUUCCUCUUCGGCAAGAGGAGCUUCUCCAGUGCCCUUGUUAUUUCUGGACUUUCUGCUGCAGAGGGUGGCAAUACCAGUGAUAGCCAGUCAUCCAGCAGUGUCAACAUCGUGAUGGGUCCCUCGGCCAGAGCCUCAGGUCAGGCCACACGGCACUUCUCAGAGCCGUGUGAACCCACUGAUGCCAUGGAGCAGGGCCAGCUCUGCGAUCGCAGUCUAGCUGAGGCUUUGGCAGAGAACCUCAGGGUGAUGUGCCGAAGAGCGAGCCAGGAGGACAUGGGGCUGGACGAUACAGCAUCCCAGCAAAGUGCUUCAGACGAGCAGUAACGGGCAUCCAUUAGGAAUGGGCCACACCUGCAGGAACUGCGGGUCCUCCAUGGCGCCCCUCAAACUGAAAAGAGCAAGUGUUGUAAUCCGUGUGAGAGCUGUUCUAGAAAACAGACUAAUUUUAAUCUCAGGUUCCUGAAAACUUCUCAUGUGAUGAAAGAAGGAUCACGUUCAGAAUUUGAAAUUUCAAAUGAAAGCCAUUUACUAUCUUAAAAUCAACUAGAGCACAUAACUGACUCUUUCCUGCCCUGAUGAAAAUAAGACAACUGCAUGUUAAAUAGCUGGCAUUUUAUACGUGUUACUGUGAAAAGGAAAUGAGCAGCAGCCUUUAUUGUACCAUCAGCUGGUAAAACGCACUAAGGUGAACCUAAAUGCAUUUCUAGGUAAACCUCGUUUCUUUAUGAUUAUGCAGGCGUUAGGUCAGCACACAAUAGUGACUACAUGACACGUUCUAGCGCAUGCAGCCAUGUCUGAAGUAUUCUGUGAAGAGCCAGGGUACAGAUGACACACACUUAGACUCUACCU
Molecule: messenger RNA, 6897 nt
Organism: Loxodonta africana (African savanna elephant)
Lineage: Eukaryota; Metazoa; Chordata; Mammalia; Proboscidea; Elephantidae
Gene: PCNX2
Product: pecanex 2
Exons: 34
Coding region: 1-6372 (2123 amino acids)
Cellular component (GO): membrane
Source: RefSeq, a predicted model, not a curated record